GUCAUGGUGAGACGUCGUCGUCCGUUUGGCUUGCAGUACGUACGCGCUCUGCGUGCAGCAAGCAGUUGAUGGAAGGCUAGUGCUUUCCGGAGUAGACAAGGAGGGCAGCGAAAUUGGGCAGUUUGCUUGAUAUUGUAGAAGAUAUAAAAUGUCAGAAGGUCUAUCAAAAAUAUGUGGCCCAAUACCUCCCGAUCCAACACUAUUUCCUGACAGUUAUAAGCGCCCUAUGUCUGCACGAGGAAGAUUGGAAGGCAAUGAUCUUAAACUGGAUUUUCUCUCUGGACCUCUGGCACCUGAUCCCACAUUAUACCCAGCCUGCUAUAGUGCACGACCUGCACCUGUACCACGUGUUCGCCCUAAUGCCACUGACAUCCUGGAGAGAAGCAAGAAAGGGAGUGUUGGCAAUCUUUUGCAGCUGGAGGGAGUUGCUUUACACAUAGAUGCCCACCCGACAAAAAAAGAGGCAAAAAAUCAUGAAAAGGAAAAUGUACGAAGGAUGCGAGAAAUCCAGCGACGCUGCAGAGAGAGGGAGAUGGAAAGAGAAGAGACUGGCCCAAAACCAAUAAAAGCACUCUGGAAAUCACAGAAGUAUGAGGGUGUACAAUCCAAAGUCAUGGCCCAGCUGCAGCAGAAUCAGGCAGUUUCUGUCCCCAUCAAUGAGGAAACCUCGCCACCAAAAAAGCCAGAGUAUCAUAAUUUUCUAAGAGCGUAUUCUCGCUGUGGUGCCGGAGGUCGUCCAAAAAGCUCCCAGUCUUUCAGCCUUCAGAAGUCUCAGAGUUCUGCCACAUUGAAGGAAGACAUUAAUACAUCAGAGAUUCAAGUCAGCGGAUCACUUGUUGACUUUGUGAGUCAUAAUGCUAGGAAUGCUAAAUCAUCAACACUUCGUCGAUCAAAGUCUCUACAGUUGUUAUCUGAUGUUGUAGAAAAGAAGAAGGUGGAACAGGAGGAGUACAAUACCAAACAGAAAGGACGGAUUCCCCAGUACUUACAAGAACGCAAGGACCAGUGGCAACGUGAGAGAGAAGAGAGGAAGAAAAAUCAGCCUGAUCCAUCAAUGCCACCUGGCCACAGCAUGAUGCCUGAGAAAGAAAAGCAAGAAACCCUUAACUCGCUGAAAGAAACUCAGAAGAAUCUGGUAAAGGAAUUGCUGUCUCUCCCUGUGAGAGCUGACACGCUGAGUAUACAAGCACGAAGAACUGAGCUUGACAAGAAGCUCUCUGAGGUUGAGGAGGCUAUCAAAAUAUUUUCAAGAGGAAAAGUGUUUAUUAAGAUUGACAACUAAAUUGUUUUUUAUAUAUACUAAAUUAAUCAAGCACUGUAGAGUAAAGACAGGUAAUCUAAACAGCAUGGAGAAAAGUCUGCAAUCAGUUGAUCUUUAGUAAAUGCAUCCAGCAUUAAUUAUUCAGAUUACCUGCAGUCUUAUAUUUUGCUGUACUGAAUCAUUCCCUCUAACAUUCUUCUGAGUAUUCUGCUUCAGUUUAUCAGUGUUUCUGUUGGUUUUGCAGAGCUUUUAUUUAAACAGUUCUUCACUCUUAUAAUUUGAAGCAAAUGUUACAUUGACUGGGUGCUAUUAUGCAAAAUCAUAUAAAGUGACAUAAUGUAAAUAAUGUUGGAAUACAUUAAUUUAAAAAAUAGUAUGCUCUGUAAAGAUAAAAAGUUCAUACCUGGGUUUACUGUUUAAACAAAAAAUAUAUCCCAUUUUUUGAUUGCAUGGGAUAUAUAUGGUGAUGGUUUUAUUUUUUAAUAAGCUAAUGUUAUUUAUUUUGGAAACAGAUUUUUUAAUUCUGUUUACAAUUAUUUUAAUUAGUCUGUUUAUGCCCUGCUUUAAAACCAUGAAUACGAGUUAUCUCUAAAGAGUACAUAAAAGUGUCUAUUUUUCUAUUGCGUUAAACCUAAAAUAAUGACAAUAAAUGUGUAUAUAAUUUCUUCUU
Molecule: messenger RNA, 1931 nt
Organism: Erpetoichthys calabaricus (reedfish)
Lineage: Eukaryota; Metazoa; Chordata; Cladistia; Polypteriformes; Polypteridae
Gene: enkd1
Product: enkurin domain containing 1
Exons: 9
Coding region: 149-1282 (377 amino acids)
Cellular component (GO): cytoplasmic microtubule
Source: RefSeq, a predicted model, not a curated record